Macrosiphum euphorbiae (potato aphid) is the source of this 369-nucleotide messenger RNA. The record is from the annotation of a GenBank genome assembly. NCBI's taxonomy places the organism in Eukaryota, Metazoa, Arthropoda, Insecta, Hemiptera, Aphididae.
AUGGCCAGUAAUAACCACGAUGAACUCAAAGAAAACGGUGGCAAGAGAUCCAACAACGAUGGCGUGUGCGGCAAGUUGUCGUCGUCGUGCAAUGAGUCGGCCGAUCCGACUCAAAAGGUCACGUCGAAAGUCGGUGGCGAAAAGUCGUCCAAGAGCUCAAACGCCAAGUCGAAAGUCGGAAAGUUACGUCGAGGCAAGAACUCGGUAGGCACCUUGGACCAGGCGAUCCGCAAGAGAAACAUAUUUACCGCUGUGGCCAAAAUGCCGACCGAGAUUCAGACGAGGUUGAUCGAAAACGGCUGGAUCGGCAAAAUUAUGGUCGCCGACGACUGUUUCCGUCGGAACGGUGAGUACCUCCCACUGGACUGA